CUUGGCAGGCACGCCGUGGCCCAACGUCAAGUCCAUUCGCCGCAAAAAGGAAAUCAAUCAGCCAACCGCAGGCCCCAUUAUAAACUACCAAGCUCUCCUUUCUGGACCCGUUUCGCUGCUCUCGCUGCUCUCCCACGCCCGCAGGAUCGAUCUCUUGAGGUGGGUUAAAACCCACAAAUGAAGGUCGGAUUGCGAGGCUAACUGUGGGGCUGGUUGGGUUCCUGGACGCCGUAGGAGCCAUCGUUCCCGACAGCUUAAACUGAGAGAUCUAAAGGUAUCAGUAAACAGAGGGAUAUAUAACGUCGCUUUGAAGGCUUGUCCACUGCUUUCUUUGUAAGCUUGUGGUGAUGAGAGGCGGGUUCGGUGGCUGAGAGGGGACGCACGGCGUGCUCGAUCAGUUUCAUUUCUCUCGAGGUUGUUCUUGGCGUGAAGGCAAGCAAGCGAUUGUGGAAUGAUAUGGAGAGGAAGAAUUGUGAUUUUUGAAGAGAUUGUUGGUGGAGCGCAGGGUUUGAGGAUUGCGAUUGGGGAAGGAGGGGAGAGUGUUGUAGGGGCCUGAUAGACAGGAUUUGUAUGCGUAGGUUGUGAAUGGGAGGGGGCGCAGGGGCGCGGGUUAUCCAUGGAUCUAUUGCCGCUGCAGCGGCAGUACUGGCAACGGCAGCCGCGACUGUCGACAUUCCCGACAAGUUGCAUCUGAAAGCCACGCCGGUGCUCUUCCACGCGGUGCCGAUUUCAAUGCCUCUGCCGCCUCUCUCCUCGCUUUCGGGCGCCCAUGGUUGCGUGGACAGUUCAUCGCCCUCUUCAGUUUCGUUUUCUCGGGUUUUACCGCCCAAGCAGUGCACUACUCCACCUUUGCGAUCUUCGGCUUCUUCCCAGAUGAGUGCGUUUCCUGGCAGCGGACGUCAAUCUGGCACUUGCCCUCCUUACGCAUCAGCCCCUUUUUCCCUGACUCAAGGAGCGCCGAGUGUUGGACCCCUUUCAGUCUCGUCGCGGGCGGUUUCGCACAUGUUGUCGGUCCACAGUGCUUCGUCUGUAAUGCUGCAGCUUUCAGCCGCGCAUUCUGUGUUGUCGCCGGGUGCAACUGGCGUCACGCGUCCCUCGUUGGCGCCUUUUGCUUUCGCAACGUCAGGGUUGUAUGUCGCGCCGGUGAUGGAGAAGCAUGUCGUGGGCUAUUUACGUAGUUGGAAGCUGGGAGAAAAGGCUUUGAAGUCGUCUUCGUUGCCUCAUUAUUCUGUGUCUCAACCGGAGGCAGAUGUGCCUGUGACAUUGGCCACGUUGAGUAGUUACAAUGCGCAGGCACGUUGUUCUUCGUAUUUGGAAUCUCUUCUUUCAACGCUUUCCUCGGUUCAGGAUUCGCUGUUGAAUCCUUCUUCACGGCCGUCGCAAUCUCUGCACACGUGGGACGCACCGAACGGGGAAACGUUUGAACCAGAUAAGAAUGAUUGUGAUGAAGUUCAUCUUGUGAAGAAGCCUGUCCUCACUGUGGUGCUAUUAGGGUGGUUGGGCGCGCAACAGAAACAUCUGAAAAAAUAUGCUCAAUGGUACAAUGCGAGAGGAAUUCAUGCUGUCACAUUUGUAAUUCCUAUGACUGAUAUCUUGAGCCUUAAAGUUGGGGAAAACGCGGAAGAGCAUGUGGAUUCUUUGGCACGCCAUCUUGCCCAGUGGUUGUCUGCUCAGGACGAGCACGCAGACUUGGAGGGAGAGAAGCAGCUUAUGUUUCACACCUUUAGUAACACCGGCUGGUUGACAUAUGGAGCUAUUCUGGAGAAGAUGCAUGCGGAGGAUGGAGAUAUUCUGGGGAGAAUCAAAGGGUGUGUUAUAGACUCUGCGCCAGUGCCUAAUCCAGAUCCUCAGGUGUGGGCAUCGGGUUUCUCAGCAGCUCUUUUGAAGAAACGAAGUAGUGCUACAAAGCCAGCGUUACUCAAAGCUGAAGUGAUGGAAGGUGUGACAGUAGAGGCUGCAUCUCAGGGUUCCGUUGCUAAUUUAGAAGUGGAAGGAACCGAUGGACUUGAAACUGCAGUUCUGACAGUUUUGGAAAGGUUUUUCUCUGUGUUCUUGAAGCUGCCAUCCAUCAAUCAGCGACUAGCAGAGAUUGUCACAGUUCUUCAGAAGAAGCAGCCUCCGUGCCCACAACUUUACAUUUACAGUACUGCUGACAAGGUUAUUCCUGUGAAAGCAGUCGAAGCUUUUAUCGAUGAUCAGCGGAAAGCUGGGCGGGUCGUGAGGGCUUGUAAUUUGCAGUCUUCUCCUCAUGUUGAUCAUUUCCGAAGCCACCCGCAGCUUUACAGUGAGCAGCUGAGUAGUUUUCUGAAAGAGGUCUUACCACCAACACAUGCACACGCGGUUGCUCAGUAAAAGCCUCCAUUGCUAAUUUUCGGCACCUUAUACGAAAACUUCUGUACCUGAGCCUAGGAAUUUGACUGCUGACAGGAAUUAAAAUGGAGCUGAAGCAGCUGCGUAAAGCCUGCUUUUACAAGUCAGUUCACUUUUGGUAUACGUGAAAGACGUAGGUUCAGAUCGAAGUAUACACUAUCUAAUGUAAAAGGAGGAACCGUUGAGUUGGCUGAAGUUUAGGUAAUAGUCUUGUUCCUACAACUUUGUAGAUUGGCCUUCAUUCUGGAUCGGCCAUCAGCUUUAGGAAAGAGUGGUGCAGCUGAUGGAAGUUGCUCUGUGUUUUGAGAGGUCCAAAUGAUAGGUGUAACGUGGAUUAUCACUGGAGACUAGGUUACAUGUAUUUUUGACACAGUCCUUCCAUUGAAGGCAAGAGGGCGAUAUUAUGGUAGUCCCAAAAGUAGGUUGGUGUAUUUUACACAUGGCGGAAAUGUAAAAAAACGAGUUUAGGGAUUUGAACUUGGGUCAAACCAAGCAUUCAUGAUUAAUUUUCGGUAAUGACAUUGAUGUACUAGUUUUUGCCGUUGCUCUAUUGAGCACGGGAUUACUCGACAAUGAGAAAAAUUGAUCCAUAUAAUAACAGACAUCACAUUUCAAGUGAA
Molecule: messenger RNA, 2990 nt
Organism: Physcomitrium patens
Lineage: Eukaryota; Viridiplantae; Streptophyta; Bryopsida; Funariales; Funariaceae
Source: RefSeq, a predicted model, not a curated record